Humulus lupulus (European hop) is the source of this 2095-nucleotide messenger RNA. RefSeq names its product inactive leucine-rich repeat receptor-like protein kinase CORYNE. NCBI's taxonomy places the organism in Eukaryota, Viridiplantae, Streptophyta, Magnoliopsida, Rosales, Cannabaceae. Gene Ontology annotation, molecular function: ATP binding; protein kinase activity. The transcript has 2 exons. Bases 416 to 1690 code for a protein of 424 amino acids. Gene Ontology annotation, biological process: protein phosphorylation. The record is from RefSeq and is a predicted model, not a curated record.
GUGUCCGAGUCCGAGUCCGAGUCCGAGUCGCAGUGGCAUUUUGCAUGUUCACAUUUUUAAGCAGACAGACAAAGAUGGGAUUCGGUGACCAACCGGAACCUAUUCUUUGCGUCUUCUUUGUCAAGAUUUCUUCUCAAAAUUCCAUUUUUCCCUUAUGAUAUUCUCACAUUUUUCCAUGCCUUCUUCUCUCCCCAUCUUCUCAUCUUAUACAGUAAAGCAUUUUGCGACUCAGUUGGAUUUUCUUCUCUUUAACAGCUCUUAAAAAGAUAAACUCAAAAAGCUUCUACCCUUCUACCUCUCUCUCUCUCUCUCUCUCUCCUUUUCUUUUAAUGCUAAAAAGUACCAAUAUUUUCAGAGUUUUUGAGAGCUAAAGCAAGAUGGCUUGAAGAAGGAAGCUCCAGGAAGACCAUCUGAGAUGUGGGUUUUCUCUUCAACUCUCUUAUUACCUUGUCCUUUGGAUGCUUUCAUGGAUGACACAAGGCCUACCCCCAACAUCUCUGCUCUGCUUUUGUUUCUAUUGAUACUUUUCCUUCACCAGCCAGCUCUGCGUUGCCAAGAGAGUAGUACUAGUACUAUUAGUAGAACCAACAAAAUCUCCUCUGAGCCUCCAUCACCUUCUUCUAGUUCCAGGCCGUCUCACUUCCAAAACGGCUUUCGCAGAGUCAUUCUGAGCAUUGCUUUAGGUGUCUUGACCGGAGCUGUGGGUGUCCUUAUCGUUGCUUUGGUGGUCCGCUGCUUUGUCAGGUACAUAAACAGAACCCCAAUUCUCAAAGGCCCUGUAAUAUUCUCUCCCAAAAUCGACCCCAAAACGCUGCAAUCGGCUUUGUCAAGCGAAAACCAGCUGCUGGGGUCGAGCUCGACUGGCAAGUACUACAGGACCGUGCUGGACAACGGGCUCACUAUAGCAGUCAAGAGGCUCGAACCCUUUUCUGAGAACGGCUCGCUGGAGGGUAAAGGCAAGUCUAAGUCAAUGAAGAGACUCAUACAGCAGGAGCUGGAAGUUCUUGCUAGCCUCAGAGAUAGGAAUUUGAUGAGCUUAAGAGCUUAUGUUCGUGAAAAAGAUAGGUUCUCCUUGGUUUAUGAUUAUAUGCAGAGUGGGAGCUUGGAAGAUGCUAUGAAUAGAGUUAGGGAGAAUGAAUUGCAGCUUGGCUGGGAUUUUCGGCUUCGAAUUGCAGUUGGGGUGAUUAAAGGGCUUCAGUAUCUUCACUCGGCUGUACCUCAGAUUCUGCACUACAAUUUAAAGCCUACAAAUGUCAUGUUGGAUGCACAGUUUGAGCCCAGGUUGGCUGAUUGUGCCUUGGCUAAGCUUACUCCCUAUAUUGAUCGCCCAACUUCUGGUUAUAGUGCUCCAGAGUGUUUUCAAAACGGCAGGUAUACAGACAAAAGUGAUAUUUUCAGCUUUGGGAUGAUAUUGGCAGUUCUGUUAACUGGUAGAAACCCAACUGAACCGUUCUUCGGGGAAGCGUCUAGUGGGGGUAGUUUGGGGCAGUGGCUGCGGCACUUGCAGCAAGCAGGGGAGGCAAGAGAAGCUUUGGAUAAGAGUAUUGUAGGGGAAGUAGGAGAAGAAGGUGAAGAAGAUGAGAUGUUAAUGGCAGUGAGAAUAGCUGUUGUAUGCCUAUCAGAUGUGCCUGCUGAGAGGCCUUCAAGUGAUGAACUUGUUCAUAUGCUAACCCAAUUGCACAGUUUUUAAUGAACAUGUAAGUAAUAACUUGUUUUCUAGGUUUUGGGAAUUAGACUACAGACUACUUGGUAGAGAUUUUGCUUCCAGGGUUUUUUAUCUAUUGUGGAAUAUGCAAAGUUUAUUUUGCCCUUGAUAUUUAGGUUUGUAUUUCUUUUAGAAAGUGAUAAAGAAAACCAAAGAAGAACAUAUAUUGGAAUAGUAGUAGUAGUAGUAGUGUGUACAUGGACUGACUAAUGUUGAAAGUCAGAAAAUUUGUAACCCUAGAAUAGGGCUUAGUUAUGUGAUUACUACUAGGGAGACAUCUGCAUUAUUGUGUUUUUCAUCCUCUAAUGAUGGUGGGGUUACGUUUGGCUGUCCUUUUCUGGACAUUACUUUAUUGAAAUCACGGGCCCUUUUACCUUAAUUUUUUUGACA